This is a messenger RNA of Gongylonema pulchrum, 354 nucleotides long. Lineage: Eukaryota; Metazoa; Nematoda; Chromadorea; Rhabditida; Gongylonematidae. The record is from the annotation of a GenBank genome assembly.
AUGCAAUUAGCGGGAUGCUCAGGUGCUCAGACUCGUGAUCCGUGUGAUGACCAGUGCUUCCAUUCACGCUACAGAACUUAUGAUGGGCAGUGCAACAAUGAGGUACAUACAAUGUGGGGUGCUAGUCAGAUGCGUUUCCGACGUCUGUUACCUCCGAUAUAUGAAAACGGUUUCAAUACGCCGGUUGGAUGGGAUCCGGAAAGGCUGUACUUUGGCUACCGCAAGCCAAGUGCGCGUGCCGUGUCUAGAAAGUUACUGAGCACUGAUUAUAUCACUGCGCAUGAAUCUUAUUCCGCAAUGCUUAUGCAGUGGGGACAGUUUAUCGGUACGUUUAUUUGUAUUCAAUGCUGUUGA